CUGCAGCACCAACCAAGCCUUCCCUGUUAGGUCCUCCUUCCUUCCUUCAACUAAGGACCAUACCAACCUCCGCUGACAGAAGGGGGGGGGAGUCGGGGAGCAAUUUAUUUUAUUAGAACUGCUUCUCCCUCCCUUCAAGCUCCUUUUUUAUCCUCGGAAUCUUCAAAGGACUAGAAAUAGAUAUAGAGAGGAAGGAAGGAAAAGUCCCCAGAAAGGACUCAGGUUAGGCGAGCGACUACCUCCCCGUCGAGGAGGGGGAAAUAGUGCAGUCGUUAAGAUGGCGGCUACCAUGAAGAAAGCGGCGGCAGAAGAUGUCAACGUCACGUUUGAAGAUCAACAGAAAAUCAACAAGUUUGCAAGAAACACCAGCAGAAUUACAGAACUGAAAGAAGAAAUUGAAGAUAAAAAGAAACAACUUCAGAACCUGGAGGAUGCCUGCGAUGAUGUCAUGAUGCUAGAUGAUGAUUCGCUGCUGAUACCCUAUCAAAUUGGAGACGUCUUCAUUAGCCAUCCUCAAGAUGAAACGCAAGAAAUGUUGGAGGAAGCAAAGAAAAACUUGCAGGAAGAGAUUGGAGCUUUGGAGUCACGCGUAGAAUCCAUACAGCGAGUAUUAUCAGACCUCAAAGUCCAGCUCUAUGCAAAGUUUGGCAACAAUAUAAACCUUGAGGCAGAAGAUAAUUAAACACCCUAGAAAUAGUAUUGGGUUUCUUUUCUUUUGUACUAAUUGUUCCCCUGUUACAAUAAUGUUUUAAGAGGUUCCACCUAUUUUUUUAAAAAGAAAAUUACAUUUGGUUGACUGUUCCAUGUAGUAAAUGAACAGAUCUUGUUUUGCAUACCUAUAAUUAUUUAUGUUAAGACAAUAAAUUCAAAUACCACUGGUGCAUCAUCAA
Heteronotia binoei (common prickly gecko) is the source of this 890-nucleotide messenger RNA. It is a transcript of the gene PFDN4, whose product is annotated as prefoldin subunit 4. Lineage: Eukaryota; Metazoa; Chordata; Lepidosauria; Squamata; Gekkonidae. Gene Ontology annotation, cellular component: cytoplasm; prefoldin complex. The transcript has 4 exons. The record is from RefSeq and is a predicted model, not a curated record. Gene Ontology annotation, biological process: protein folding. Bases 278 to 682 code for a protein of 134 amino acids.